UCCCUCCCCCUCCGGAGCGGCCUUUCCUAGAAUAGGCACCAUCUUGAGCCGUUAUUGGCCGCGUCGCUGCGUAUGCACGGAGAGGUUCCUUCUGGGUAAUGUAGACUGCCCGAGCUUCCCGCACAAGUCCGGAGGGCCCUCUCCUAUCACCUUGGCAACGACCAAGCGGCCCUAAGAUGGACGUAGGAAAAUGAUGUCAUGAUAUGGGGCGGGCGCUAACCCAAUGAAAGCUCAAUCUAGGGACCCUUCCGCCCCGUCAGCAGUGAGUGGGGCCGGCUCCGGCUUUUCGGUUCCCGUGCUCAUUCUGCGGCUGUUGGUCUGUUCAAAGUGGCGGGAAAGACGGGCUUUCCAGGAGACCACAAAGGCCCGAGAGGGACAGAGCUCCUCACCACCCCUUCGCGCGCGUCGUAACCCCAGGCAAAUGGCUCCGCCUUCGUGACACUGUCGCCGACAGUGAAACGGCCGCCACGAGUCCCGCGGUCAUCGCACCCCUGCUUCGUCCUCGCGGUUUCCAGGACGGUUCCCUAGUCCUCGGGCACAUUUUACACGGGAGAGACUGGGCUUGGAAAGUUCCACGGUCAGCCCGAGGUCGCUGCUCCCAGGGCGGCGGCGUGGGAAGGGGGCGUGUCGGCUGAGACCGCUGAUUCUUCCGGGUUGGUGCCUCUCUCUGCACCAUUGUGCCCAAAUGUUCCGAUGGCCGGGGUGGCACAGGUGAAUGGAAGGCGCCAGGAUCCCCACCCAGUGGGUCUGGACUCUGAAUGUGCCUCACGAGGAGUAAGGAAGGUUGUGGUAGGUGAAGGGUCAGCAUGUGCGUUGGCAGAGAAGGAAGAGGGCAGGAGAUGUCUGUGUUGUGUGUGUGGUUCCGGGCCGCUGGAGUGUUGAUGCUUGAUACAGAGGCUUUCACCGCAGGGCUAGGGGAUGCCCUUUGCAGUGGGGGCCAUUGGAUGUGUAGAGCUGGACUUGGGCAGCAUGGGACUCUGGUUGCUCAUGCUAGUCGCUGUCAGGACACCAUAUACAGAGCGGCAUGUGGGGAGGCCAGAGAGAUGUCUAUGGGGUGAACUGGUGGGCUUGUGUUGUGGAGUUUUGAGCAUGCUGCGGGACAGAGUCUGACCCUUGUGGGUGGGAGGCAAACCAAAUGGCUCUGAGUUGGAUACUUGAUGUCUAACGGAGAAAGAUAUGUGUAGGCUUGGUUGUGAUCUGGGCGACACAAAGGGAUUUGGCUGGAAUGAGAGAGAGCAGGCCCUAUGUACCAGAACAUACGUGGUCACCAGCCUGUUGUUCCUGUAUGCUGGAUGCAGUGUCCAAUAGCACCAUAGGAAGAGAGAGGCACCAAUGGCACUGGGGCCCUGGCAUCCCACCUGAGGGGUGGAUCUUGGGAGAAGAAAGGUAUGAGGGUGUGUGGUGGUGCUGGUGCUGGUGGUGGUGCCUGGGUCUCACAGAGGAAAAGGAAGUCUUUGGGAGAUGUGGCAGGACCCUGUGUCUCUUAUCAAGUACUUGUAUGUGUCCAUCUGUCCAUAUUUUACCGUGCUUUUUUGCCCAUCCAUUGACCCCAUGGAUCAGCUGAACCCAUCAAUGCAGAACGCAGUGACCUUUGAGGACGUAGCUGUGUAUUUCUCCCGGGAUGAGUGGAGGCUCCUUAAUGUGACCCAGAGGCACUUGUACCAUGAUGUGAUGCUGGAAAACUUUGCGCUUAUUGGUUCACUGGGAGAAUCAAUUGCUGGAGGAGGACAUUAUGUUUGGUGAAGUAAAGAGUCAGUGAGAGUAAAGAAGACUUUCAGUGAGAUGGAUUGGCACAGUAGCCACAACGAUGGACUCGAACAUGCUGGCCAUCAUGAAGGUUGUCUGUGUGGAGCGGAGGAUGAGGGAGCCCCUCUCGAGCAUGUGAAGAGCUUCAGAGCCUACCUUUUAAAGAAGCCCUUUAUGCAUGGGGAGUCUGGGAAGGAUGUUCCAGUCAGAUUGGGCUUCUUCCAUCUUCAGGCUACUCACAGUGGAGAGAAGCCACACAGGAGCACCAAGUGCAGAGAGGCCUUCUCACACAGCUCCAGUCUCAAGCAGCAGCAGGGAGUCCAUGCUAGACAGGAUCCCUUUAGGUGCAGCAACUGUGGAAAAGCCUUCUUGAAGGCCUUUGCUCUCCUGGAUCACCUGAUAACUCACUCUGAAAAGAGAUCAAACACAUGCCCAACAGGAAGAAAUGCUUCUAAAGAUAAAUCAAUCCUUGUUAGUCCCCAAAAAAUUCACAAUAGAGAAACAUCCCAUGUGUGUAAUGACUGUGGGAGGGCCUUCAGUUACCCAUCUAAAUUGAGGAAGCACCAGAAAGUUCACACUGGAAUAAAACCUUUCAAGUGUAGUGAAUGUGGGAAAACCUUCAACCGCAAAGAUGCUCUUGUUCUGCACAAGAGAAUUCACACAGGAGAAAGGCCUUAUGAGUGCAGUAAAUGUGGGAAAGCUUUCAGUGUUCUGUCUACCCUCAUUCGACACCAGAAAGUUCAUAUUGGAGAAAGGCCCUAUGAGUGCAGGGAAUGUGGGAAAUUCUUUAAGUAUAGUAACAGCUUCAUUCUUCACCAGAGGGUUCACACUGGAGAGAGGCCAUUUGAGUGCAACCAAUGUGGGAAGACCUAUGUAACCCACUCUGGGCUAUAUCAGCACUGGAAAGUUCACACUGGAGAACGGCCUUAUGAAUGCAGCCUGUGUGGGAAAGCCUUCACUACCAGGUCUUACCGCAAUCGGCACCAGCAAUUUCACACUGAAGAGAGGUUGUAUGAAUGUACAGAAUGUGGGAAAGCCUUCAAACAUAGUUCUACCCUCCUUCAGCACAAGAAAGUCCACAGUGGAGAAAGGCCUUAGGAGGACAGGGAUGUGGGAAAGCCUUUAGCCAUGGCUGUCACCUUGUCCAACAUGAAAGGUCUUACUUCAGACAGGCGAUCAAGGCGAGUAGCCUUUAUGAGGAUCUGGGAGAAGCUAAACCUCAUAUAUCCCAACACUUACCUUGGGGAGAUUCACUGUAAGUGCCAGGUAUUUGGGGAGGCUUUUAGGAGCUUCGUCAUAAUUUUUGACAUGCCCAGUGUCCUUGGCAGACAUGUCACUGCCAGUGCCUGUGGAAGAAACCAUCCUGCAUUUAUCAUCUGAAGGUCCUCACAGUGUGUGCCAGUCUCCCCAACAUGCCCACGGAAGGCAAACUUCUGUAUUUGUUCUUCUGUACCCAGGAGAGAAUCAUGAGUGAUCAAGCUCAUGUGGAGCUUUCAUUCCCUCCCCACUGACUGGUUUAGGUGAAGACAUGACCCAGCUCCGGCUAAGGGGACCUGAGCCAGUAUGUGCAGGGGACUUCCGGAGAUGUUUUGUCUUCUUCAUGGACACUGUUGACACUACAUGUACUAUCUGUCAUAGAUUUGUCCAACCCUGGAACAGACUGCUUUGGAAAGUGCAAUAAUAAAGGUCUUAUUGUUUAAGCCA
Molecule: messenger RNA, 3450 nt
Organism: Loxodonta africana (African savanna elephant)
Lineage: Eukaryota; Metazoa; Chordata; Mammalia; Proboscidea; Elephantidae
Gene: ZNF584
Product: zinc finger protein 584
Exons: 3
Coding region: 1783-2844 (353 amino acids)
Biological process (GO): negative regulation of transcription by RNA polymerase II
Molecular function (GO): DNA-binding transcription repressor activity, RNA polymerase II-specific
Source: RefSeq, a predicted model, not a curated record